Molecule: messenger RNA, 4795 nt
Organism: Amphiprion ocellaris (clown anemonefish)
Lineage: Eukaryota; Metazoa; Chordata; Actinopteri; Pomacentridae
Exons: 19
Coding region: 217-3276 (1019 amino acids)
Biological process (GO): neutrophil migration
Cellular component (GO): apical plasma membrane; cell surface
Molecular function (GO): protein binding; calcium ion binding
Source: RefSeq, a predicted model, not a curated record
UACACGGAAUAAAGUAAUCACUAAUAAUGCAAAGUAGCAUAAUUAGUGCUACAUUAGAUAUUAACAUGUUUAUUUCCAUUCAAACAAAGGGUUUCCCACUUGAUCGGAGCAGGUGAGUGAUAGCAGCACACACCUGCCUCUUAUUAACAGUCUAUCCCUGCUGGGCCCCGCCUUAAUAAACACAACAUAUGAUCUCUGCAGGAAUUCACCGACAAAAUGAACUCACUGGAGUAUUCGUUCGUGUUUUUCGUGCUGGUGCCUCACACCAUAUCUCUAGGGCGCUGCGACGAUAUUUCCUUCUCUAUAUGCUGGAUGAGCAGGGGGGACACCCUGGAAAGGAAAAAUGGAAACAUAUGGCUCAACGACACAUCAUUAAAAUCCAUCAGACAGGUGGAUAAAGUUACCUCCCUGACAGUGUUUCCUGUUGUAAAAAACAAGCUAACACUCCAGUAUGGAGGCUCUGUACAGACUUGGACUUUAACAAUCAGCCCACGUACAAAAUACACUGAAGUCAGAGGCCGACAGAAACCCUCGCAACAUCCAACAAACUCCACCAAGGGUCUCUUGGAGCUGUUGAGUCCCACUGAGGUGUUUGUGUGUGAAAAUAGCACAUUAUUCUUCCACCAGGAUGAAGACUUCUUCCUUGCAAUUGGACACACUAAGCGUCUCCCUCUCAAACUGGAAUCCAGGAGUCCUUCCAUGUUGUUGGUCUCCUGGGUGGAGAAUCACCCAAAUAUUAUCCUCAGUCACACUGUGACACUGUACCACAUUGAACUGGGCUCCUACAACACAGUCAGUAAAGACACUACCAUCCAUAACCACUACCGCUUCUCUGCACUGGACUCCUGCAGCCGCUAUGUGGCCUGUGUGGAGAUAGAAGAGACUCACUCCUUCACCUGCCUCUCUACUAUUACUGACCCUGACAUUCCUCAGGACUUUGAGGUCAUGUCAUGGAACAGCAGCAGCAUAUCGCUGGCCUGGGACUGCCCUAUGAACCGGAAGUACUCCUCCUUCCUCCUCACCACCUUCUACCUCAACGGUACCGACUACGUCACUGAGGAGGUCGCUGUGUGGCUCAAUGAGGACAGCUUUGAGUUCAGCUUAUCCGACAUGCCGCCCUGCACCAGGGUCACGUUUGGCCUGCAGGCUGUUUGCCAGGCAGGGAUGGAGUCCCGCUACAGCAGGAUGGUCCUGAAUGAUGGAAACUCAUUCCACUCCAGUAUCAAGACUUUGCAUCAGAGUUCCUUUGGCCCAGACUACUACACCCUGAGCUGGGAGGUGAGGAACACCUCAUCCAUCUCCAUGUUCAGAGUUUACCAUGAGGGGGCGCUGCAGGGCACCACGCUGACCACCGACUACACAGUGGGGGGGCUGCUGCCGUGCCACAAGUACCAGGCCAAGGUGGAGGCAGUGUGUGGAUACGGUGUGCUCAUGGAUACCAAGACGGCCACAGCACACACAGGACCUCGUGGUGUGUCUGAGCUCAGGUAUCGCACUAAUGACUCCACUGUCAUAUGGACACCCAGCAACCCUGAGCGGUCAGCCGUGGCCUUUUUAUACGAGCUGUCCCUGGAUAACGGCUCAACUAUCCAAAGCAGCCGAGUGACCAGUUCAGAGCUGCGCCUCCCAGGACUGGAGGAGGGCAAGACCUACAUCUUGGACGUGUGGGAGGAAUGCAAUGGCCGGUGGGAGUCUGAACAUUCUCAUUUGUAUUUUAAAGGAGCAAAUUCAUCCUCAGGGUUUGACGUGAGGACUCAUAGAAAUGCUCAUGAUCCAGAGCGGCAGUUUGAAAGCAUUGGUCUCACAAUGAUCGUGCCCUGGUCGCUGCCUGACAUUCUACAGGACGAUGUCUCAGAACCCAGAGUUAAGAUGGAGGAGAUCUUCAAAGAUAAGAUGCAGGAGCUGUUGAAAGAUUUUGAUCAGCCAGUCCGCAUCGAGCUGCAAACCUUUGAGCCCGCAGACAAGCCAGACAAAACAGAGGUUCUGUUUAUGUCUUUUGAUGCCUCCAAUGCUGAAGAAGAUGUGGCCCUGUCUAUUGAGGAUCAGCUUAGAUACAUUAGGUCCCUGAAUUACAAAAACAUCACAGUUAGAGACGGGAUCAUUUACUGGGACGGUCCAGACCUGUGUGCUUCCAAGCAAACCGUGUGUCCCCAUAAUUCUCUGUGCAUCAACACUCUGGGCUCCUAUUCUUGUGUUUGCCAUCAUGGUUUCUAUGAUGUGAGCUCUGUCAUGGAGCCUCCUGCUGCCUCACAUCCUGUCUGCAAAGAGAAAGGUCUGUUCAGCCAGUGUUUGGAUAAAGUGAUGACGGGUGGAAUAGCAAAGCCCUACCUAACUUCUCACAUCGGCGGAAAGAUUGAGUUGAAGCUGAAUGAUGGCCGGUGCACCGUGAACGAGAAUGACAUGAUGUACUACUUCCGCACUUCACGAAAGUCCUUUGAAUGUGGAACAGAGAAGCAGGUCAACAAAACUCACAUCAAAUUCCAAAACACUCUGACCGUCACCUUAAGCAAAGAGCAGACCAUCAGCCGGCGGGAUCUAAAAGUUGUCUGGAAGUGCGUCUACCUACGCCAUUAUGUCCGCAACGCUCAAGUCAGUGUGGAUAUGGAGUGGCUCUCCUCCAUUACCUUGGUGGAGAUCAACUCUUCACUCCAGCUGGGCCUGAUCAUGAGCCUGUAUAGGGAUCAGUUUUACACCUCCAGCUACAGAGAGGCCAUAACUCUGGGGUUUGAGGACAUCCUGUUCUUCCAGGUGGCCCUGCAGACCAACACCUCUUUUGUCUCCGACAUACUCCUGCAGGUGGACUCCUGCUGGGCCACUGAAAGCACUGACCCACAGGAUACCGUCAAGGGCGAUCUUCUUCAGGACGGCUGUCCUGUUGACAACACAUUCCACUGGCACUCUGUUAAUGGCCUGGCACAGACUAGCAGGUUUUCCGUUGAGAUGUUCAACAUGCCAAAGGAGUUACCCCUCUACUUUCACUGCCUGAUCAAUAUAUGUGGACAUAAUGAAGACUGCACUAAGAACUGCACCAAUCCACAUCGCACCAAGAGGUCAGAGAGCCAGAUGGACAGAAAAGAGAAACAAGCUGCUGUUGUGUCUGCUGGACCUCUGGUGGUCAACACGAGGGUGAAGUCAAUCCGGCCAUCUUACUGGGCAGAGCACAUGACAAUGAUCUUCAUUGUGGCCAGUACAAUAGGCUUUUUGGGAGUAACUGUGCUCUCAGUGAGUGCAGCCAAAGCAAUCAUGACAUACUAUGAACAGCUACGGCUGCAAUAAAGUGUUUGGAACGUCAUCUAUGAGUAUGCUAUGCUACCAUCAGCAAUGCUAUGGCUUCACUACAGAGCAAAGCAGGAAUGACUAGAAUUUUCCAAAACAUAUUUUUUGUUAACGUGUCUUACUCUAGCUUUCCAUAGCUUGAUGCAGCAGUAGCACACAUGAAAGCAGGAGCAAGCAGACAACAGUUUGAAAAUUAAGAUUCUUGGUAUAAUGUGGAGCGUUUCGCAUCAUGUGCUAAUUUCUUGUGAUAACAUGAAACGUGUCAGGUUUUAGUGUGAUUAUAUUUUAGUUGUGAUAUUGUAAUAAUGCAGAGAAAGGACAAAUUGAGGAAUAAUUGUCACUUACACAGGUGAUAAAGUUCUACUUUUGGUGUGUCUAGAACACACCAUCAGAUUUGUGUUGUUCUGAACUCAGAGCUGAACUCAGUUUGACAAAGAGCUGCUGUGUUGAAUCUGUCAUUUUUCAUGAUUAAGGGGCCUAAAACUCCACAUGAUGUAUUUUCACUCAGAAAGCUGCUCUGCUAUCUUAUUAUGGUUUUAAUGUGAGUGACUGUUAGUACGCUGCCAUCUCCUCAUAACUCUUUAGAACAAGGGUGUCAAACUCAUUUUAGUUCAGGGGCCACAUCCAGCCCAAUUUGAUCUCAAGUGACCAAUAAAAUCAUGACAUAAUAAACUAAAAAUAACUCCAAAAUUUCCCUUUGUUUUAGUGCAAAAAGUACAUUCUGAAAAUGUUCACAUUUAAUGAACUAUGUUUUUACAGAACAUUAUGAACAACCUGAAAUUUCUUGAGAAGAAUAAGUGAAAUUUUAACAGUAUUAUGCUUCAGUUUAUCAUUUACACAUUACAACUUACUGAUCACAGAGUAUAAAGGCAAAAAGCAUUUAGUCACAGGUAUCUGGAAGUGAACAAUCUACUAUUUUACUUUAUGAUCGACACAACUUGUCAAGAUCUGGAAAUCAUUUUAAAUGUGCAUUCAUUUCCACUUCUGUGUGGUAAUCAUGACCACCUGAACCGAAUCACCACACAAACUAAAGAGAACUAUUAAGGAAGAGGUUAAGUUGUUCCCGUGCUUUGUAAAUGUAUAAAAUUUAUACAUAAAGAUGCAUGAAAGCUGUGCCAGUGCAUCAAAAGUAGGGUUCAACCAAACCAAACUCUCUCGUACUGAAGCUAUCGCACAAUGUUUAAUGUCUUUAAAUGUUUUCACAUUAAGUAUUCAUUUUCCCCUGUAAUUUUUACACUUUGCAAAGUCAUCCCGCAGGCCAUGUUGGACCCUCUGGCUAACUGGUUUUGGCCUGCGGGCCUUAUGUUUGACACCCUCUCCUCCGGCAGGUUCAGGGUCAUGAGGGACAGAAAGACUUAAAACGACUUUUUCCCCAGGACUAUAAGAGCCUGAGCUGAACUUGAACUUUACACUCUGCAUUGUUUCCAAUAUUUUAUAUACUGCUGUGACAAAGAGAGCUAUCAAACGAAAUGUUGUUGUAUAAGAAUAUCCAAUGGCAAUAAAGAGUCUAUCUGUGUCA